UAGUAACUCAAAAUAGCGUAUAAUUUUUAUUUUUUUUUAUGUUAAUAUCGAUGACGGCCACAAUUCUGGUUAUUUGUUACUGCAUACUUCUAUUUCAUUCAGAUUCUAAAGCAGUAGACAGCAUUUCUGCAAAUCAAGCUUUCAAAGAUGAUGGCAAUACAAUUGUUUCUGACAAUGGGAUGUUCAAAUUAGGAUUUUUUAGUCCUGGAAAAUCCAAGUAUCGGUACUUGGGGAUAUGGUAUAAUAAGGUAUCAGUUUGUACUCCCAUAUGGGUUGCAAACCGGGAGACGCCGAUUGCUGAUAAAACAGGCAUGUUCAUACUCAGUCAGGAAGGAAACCUGAUUAUUUUGGCAGAUGGUGGAAACACUAAAAUCUGGUCAUCCAAUUCGACAUCAUCAUUGGCUAUCAAUAAUCCAGUUGCUCGGAUUAUGGACAUUGGAAAUCUUGUUCUUCUGGAUUAUAGUAGCACCAAUAAUAAUCAAAACUACCCGAUUUGGCAGAGUUUUGAUUACAUGGGUGACACAUUUAUAGCAGGGAUGAAAAUUGGAAAGGAUUUAAAAACAGGGUUAGAGUGGUCCAUGACAUCUUGGAAGAGCCCUGAUGAUCCUUCUCCGGGCCAAUAUGUAUAUUGGGUAGACACAAAUGGAUAUCCACAAACGUUUGGGAGGAGAGGUAAGGAUUUGCGAUGGAGAAUUGGACCAUGGAAUGGUCUCGGAAAUAGUGGCCUUCCUAGUGACACUCCAAAUCCAUUUUACACAAUGGAAUUUGUUGUUAAUCAGGAAGAAAUAUAUUAUAAAUUUGAACUUAAAACUUCAGCUAUUCAACGUAUACAAUUGACAUGGGAUGGAAAGUUACUGCAAUUGCAAUGGAUAGAGAGACUGCAACAGUGGGUGGUGUAUACGGAUGUUGGAGUAGACAAUUUUAAUCGUUAUGCAGUAUGCGGUCCUUAUGGAAGCAAUAACAUCAAUAGGCGUGGUCUUUGUAGCUGUUUGAGGGGUUUUGAACCCAGACUUCCUGAUGAAUGGGAAGCAUCAGAUUGGUCCAGUGGAUGUCAACGCAAAAGGCCUUUAGAUUGUGCAAGUGGAGAUGGCUUUCAGAAAAUAUCAGGAGUGAAACUUCCAGACACACGGCAUUCAUGGUACGAUGUGAACAUGACCUUAGGUGAAUGCGAGAUAGCUUGCAGAAGAAAAUGCAAUUGUACAGCUUAUGCAAAUUUAGAUAUUAGGGGAAGUGGGUGUUUGUUGUGGUUUGAUGAGCUUAUGGACAUCAGAGAAUAUGAUGUAAAGCACAAUCUUUACAUAAGAUUGGCCGCCUCUGAAUUUCGAAAUCAUACUGAAUUUCAUGACUCUUCGUUAUUGGAAGGAAAUAAUAUAUCGCAAUUUAGUUACAAGAGGAAGAAAAAAGUACUCACAGUAGUACUUCUCUCAAUUACCUCAGCUGCGCUGUUAGUGUUGCUUGCAGUCGCGUACGCUUACAAGAAGAAAAGACCUUACAUGAAACGAAGAGGAAUCUGGAAUGCACAUGAUAAAAAGAAUAGCAGUGUUCAGAUGGAAGAUACUGAUGAUGACUUGCCCUUUUUAAGCCUGUAUGAAAUAGCAAAGGCUACUGAUAACUUUAGUAUCAAUAACAAGAUUGGAGAAGGUGGCUUUGGUCUUGUUUACAAGGGUGUGUUGGAAGGAGGACGAGAGGUAGCUGUGAAAAGGCUCUCUGAAUCAUCCAAGCAAGGGCAUGAUGAAUUCAAGAAUGAAAUCAUGUGUAUUGCCAAACUUCAGCACCGAAAUCUUGUUAAGAUUCUCGGAUAUUGCAUUCAUGAAAAUGAAAUGAUUUUGAUUUAUGAAUACAUGGUUAACAAAAGCUUGGACUCAAUUCUGUUUGAUGAAACCAGAAGCUCAAUGCUUGACUGGCCUCGCCGGUUUCAAAUUAUCCAUGGGAUGGCUCGAGCUAUUCUAUAUCUACAUCAAGAUUCCCGCCUCCAAAUUAUUCAUAGAGAUCUCAAAGCAGGCAAUAUUCUGUUAGAUGCUGACAUGAACCCAAAGAUCUCUGACUUUGGUCUUGCUAGAAAGUUUUUCGGGUCUGAUACUACUUUGACCAAAACGAAAAAAAUUGUGGGAACAUACGGUUACAUUUCUCCAGAGUAUGCAGUACAUGGGAAAUUCUCCACAAAGUCAGAUGUAUUUAGCUUUGGUGUUUUGGUAUUGGAGAUAGUGAGUGGUAAAAAAAACACGGGAUUCUCUCACCAAGAUCACAGUGACAACCUUCUUGGACAUGCAUGGAGACUCUACAAAGAAAACAGGUCAAUUGAACUCACGAGUGCGUCUGUGCGUGACUCAUGCAUCGUAUCUGAAGUAUUGCGAUCAAUACAUGUUGGGCUAUUAUGUGUACAACAUCAUGCAGAAGAUAGACCAACUAUGAUGUCGGUGAUUCUGAUGCUGAUCAGCGAGGGCGUUUUGCCUGAACCUCAACAACCUGCCUUUUUCACAGGAGAAAGGCAUGACGAAAUUCUGUCCGUGUCAUCCGCUGAUGAAUACAUGAUAACACAAUUGUUUGCUCGAUAGAACGCACAUGUUAAUGUCAAAUAUGUAUAUAUCCGCAACAUUUUGUUAGUAGUAACUAAUUUCGACCUAGUUGAAGCAUGUGGUUUUCCGGAAUUCCAAACUAGAUAUCCAUACAAAUUUCAAAUGGGUUAAGAGUAUACACAUAUGUUGUUUAUAUAAAUCUCUUUUUUUUUUUUAA
Molecule: messenger RNA, 2733 nt
Organism: Erigeron canadensis
Lineage: Eukaryota; Viridiplantae; Streptophyta; Magnoliopsida; Asterales; Asteraceae
Product: G-type lectin S-receptor-like serine/threonine-protein kinase At4g27290
Exons: 8
Coding region: 39-2555 (838 amino acids)
Biological process (GO): protein phosphorylation; recognition of pollen
Molecular function (GO): ATP binding; protein serine/threonine kinase activity
Source: RefSeq, a predicted model, not a curated record